Ilex paraguariensis (yerba mate) is the source of this 174-nucleotide messenger RNA. NCBI's taxonomy places the organism in Eukaryota, Viridiplantae, Streptophyta, Magnoliopsida, Aquifoliales, Aquifoliaceae. The record is from the annotation of a GenBank genome assembly.
AUGGCAAACACUGCGAAAAGAAAGGUGAACACUUGCCCUCCAUCUUUAACAUAUGUUCUUUUUACAGAGACUGGAAAACUGGGCUUCAUAGUACGAGAGAAUCUGGUUGUUGAAGUGCAAAUUCACGUGAUUUCUGAUGUGAAAGAGUUCUCCUCAAAAAUGUCUGAUGCAUAG